Melanotaenia boesemani (Boeseman's rainbowfish) is the source of this 3342-nucleotide messenger RNA. RefSeq names its product platelet glycoprotein V. Lineage: Eukaryota; Metazoa; Chordata; Actinopteri; Atheriniformes; Melanotaeniidae. The coding region runs from base 19 to 1878 and encodes 619 amino acids. Gene Ontology annotation, molecular function: protein binding. The record is from RefSeq and is a predicted model, not a curated record. The transcript is spliced from 2 exons.
AGCAGCAAGGAGACAGAGAUGGCUUCCUACUUCAGAGGUACAUUGUGGAUGAUAUUUAUCCUUUCCAUGCUUCCGCUCCUUACCUGCGACAUGUCUUGCAACAGUAGCUGCCUGUGCAACUCUAAUGGUGUUGUCAAAUGCGACGGUUACAUCAUAACAGAUAUACCAAAAGAGCUGCCACGCCACACGUACACGCUGCUGCUAAAUGAUACAAACAUGAAUAUAAUAAAUGAGCAGAGUCUGUCUGACCGGGAACUCCUUCUCCGUUUCAGUCUGACUCACAGCCACCUGCAUACAAUCCAUCCUCUGGCCUUCCACGUCGCUCCUCAGCUCAAGUCUGUCAAGCUGUCGUUCAAUGAUCUAUCCACCCUUCCUGCUCGAGUGUUCAGCCCUCUUACCGCUCUGGAGGAGAUUUACUUAGAUGGGAACAAGUUGGAGACUUUAGCUCCUGAUAUGUUUGAGGGGCUUGAAGGGUUGUUGGUUCUGGACCUGACCCGCAACAAACUCACCAAUCCUGCCUCAGACAUUUUUGAUGGACUGACCAACCUCACUAUUCUGAACCUGGGCAGGAACUACAUAAAAAAACUUUCACCAACCACCUUUCACUCACUGACAAAACUUCGCCUGCUCAGGAUCUAUAACAAUGAGCUGGAGGAGCUGGAGGAGGGGAUCUUUGACACACUUGUAAACCUUGAAGAGCUAAAUCUCCAUCAAAACCAGAUUAAAAGCCUUCCUACUCAAGUGUUCUGGUCACUGGAGAACCUGAAGAACCUGACCCUGUCCUCCAAUCAACUCCAGGCUCUCCCUCAAAAAACCUUCUACAACAUGCCGAAGCUGAGCAAACUCACCAUUUACAAAAAUCCCCUAUUAUCUCUACCAGACGAGCUGAUGGGUCACAUGCCUGACAUCACAGAGUUUUAUCUGUUUUCCACCAACCUCGUCACUGUUCCUGGAAAUGUGUUUGCAAAUAUGUCAGGGCUGCUGCUUCUUAACUUACACUUAAAUGACAAGCUGAAGGAGCUGCCACUAGACCUUUUCUGCUGUCUUCCUAACCUUCAGAAGCUCUCGCUAAGAAACAACAAUAUUGAACUUCUUCAGCCAAAGAUUUUCUCCUCACUAACCACACUGCGCAUACUUCUCCUCAAUGACAACAAGCUGAAGAACCUGCCUGAAGACAUCUUUGAGAACCUUACUGGGAUUGUGGCCAUCGAUUUAAGGAACAAUAACCUCAUGACUCUUCCAGGAGAUAUUUUCCUGUCAAAUACACAUUUGAAGGAUCUUACUCUGAGUGAGAACCCCUGGGACUGUACUUGUGGAAUCAGAGAUAUUGCAAGAUGGAUAAGAUAUAAUGAGCAGGUAGUCCUCGACAGAGAUAAUGUAGAAUGUCACAGUCCGGUCUACCAGCUGCUCCGUAGAGUUGGAUCUCUGAGUGAUGAGGAUUUCAACUACUGCAAUGCAAAAACAUUCAAAACUUCCUUUGCAACACAAACCAACCUCCCUGAGCCAACACAAACAUUGCAUGUCACUUCAACCUCUCCACCUGUAGCAUCUACCACCUUCGAUCCCACAACACUCGCAGCCGUGCUUCACACUGAAUCCACCACUCAGCCUGAUGAAACACACCCUACUUCACUUCCUUUUCAUGAUAUACUGGUGCUCGAACAUGGGCCAGAGUACGUUCAUCACAGCCAUCACAAAGGUUGGGUGUAUGUGUGGUUUUUACCCUCCAAUACAGCUUUGAUCGGGGUCUUCAUGUUUGGUUACAUCCUUCUUUUGGCCACAGGUUUCUUGCUCAUUCUUGCUGCCAUAUUUGGCAUGUACCGCCUCAGUGUGAGCAUGGAUAAGUUGAAGACUGAGUGUGCACAAACUGAGGAGUAACACACUGCGUUAUCGGGCCUGUUGCACACAGGAAGAUAGCAAAUAUUAACAAUAACAAGUGUGCUUUUCCAGAGACUCCAAAUUUUCUUGAUUAAGGUCAUGUUUUAUCUUCAAAAUUUUCUUCAGCAAACUUGGAAUCACAAUAGAUCUAAAAUAGGUCUGAAUUACAUUCAUAUAAGUAAAUACAGAGACUGCACUUGCUAGUAUUUGCUUAUAUGUAGAUAUAAUUGAACUGUAAUAAUUAAAGAAAAUUAAAGAGAAUGCAUUAAGUUAUCUAAGUUUUAAUAGCUUUCAUUACUUAGAAACAUCUCAGGAUUUGGGCAGUAAAAUCAGGUUCAACAUAUCACUGUAAGCUAUGAUGUUUUACAUGUUUUAUAUUUAUUGAUUCACAAAACAAACCUAUUAAUCAGUUAAAUAAAUGGCAAACUAACUAGAUUUUAAAUUAUUUAAAAUGUUUAAUUUUUUUUCUCAUUGCACGUGUGAGACUUACCUAGGCGUAGGUAUGAAUUACAUGUACAUUUUUAUGUUUUAUUUAAGAAUUGUUCAACAUGUAUUUGUGAAAAGCUUCAGAAACCAUAUGAAAGCCAUUGUAGAGUGGAUAUUUGUUUAUGUUUAGAUGCAGAGGCAGAUAUAGAGCUUUUGGGACCCAGGGCAAGUCCAGCCAUAGGGUCCUCCACUUUCCUUAGAUUUUAGCACUUUUUAGUCCUUAUUUAUCUAAUAAAUAAGGACUAAAUAUGGUUCAUUAUUAUAAUUAAUCAAACAAACAAACAAAAAACAAAAAAACAAACAAACAAACAAAAAAAACCCAGCAGUCUGUCUAUGGGUCCUUUUGCUUUUAGCUGUGAUAUCUAUAGUUUCUGUGACAGUUUGUGCCAGGUAUCCAUGUGAAUAAUGUUUGUAGCAACUUUUAAUUUAAUCUGUGAUAAACCAAGCGAGGGAGAAUGAACCCAAGUUCAUUGCUAUGACAAGUGGUGAUUAGGCCUCUCCAGUAUGCUGAGAUGAGACGAGGAAAUUGCUCAGCAUUUAAGUAUUUGUGGUCAGUUUUCCUUGUAAAGAAUUUGCAUGUAGAAAGAAAAGAAAAAAAACUAUCCUUUAAACUUCUUUUAAAGCUAAGCAAUCAAAAAACAAAACCAUUUUAGUGUUGAAGAAAAUCAUUAUCACAAAAUUUAAUCAGGAAUGUUAAAGUUUUUCCUCCACAGCUCUUCAUUGUGAAGUAUUCCUUGAUGAUACUGGAUGGUCUGGUCUUCAACCAGUCCUAUGGCUGUUUGACUGUGGUACUGGUGUCCAUUCAGUAUAGAUAGUAUAGUUUUGAACAGUGUGCCAGCUGAUGAAUUUUUUUUUAAGUCUUAUAUUGUGAUCAUGUAACUAUUGAGUUAGAUUAAUCAAAAUCUUUAUAAUUUCAUGUAAAAACCACCUGUUAACUCCAGCCUUCUUGUCUGUUUUGCUGUUUUAUUGAAAAUUAAA